This is a messenger RNA of Zingiber officinale, 2025 nucleotides long. RefSeq lists its product as uncharacterized. The coding region runs from base 210 to 1820 and encodes 536 amino acids. The record is from RefSeq and is a predicted model, not a curated record. The transcript is spliced from 2 exons. NCBI's taxonomy places the organism in Eukaryota, Viridiplantae, Streptophyta, Magnoliopsida, Zingiberales, Zingiberaceae.
GAAGAGAGGGAGAAAACGAGAGAGAGGGGACGGAAGGAAGCAUAGAGAGAGACUCCGCCACUGGCCAGAUCCGUGUCGUAUCGUGGUGACCGGCGCUCGGAUAUUCCGGCACGGCCACGGCCACCGGCAACCACCAGAUCCCGUAAAAGCUUUCUGUGACGCUAUAUUGGGUUCCUGUAUCGAAUUGGAGAGAGAUACUAGAGAGCGAGAUGGGAGUUUGGGGGGAGAGUUCGAGGUGGUGCUUAUGCUCAGGCUGGGGGAGGUCGGAGAGGGCGAAAGAUAGCAUAUUCGCCUCCAAAGGUCUCUCACUGGCCUCUAUCUCCGUCGACCGAGGUGGGAACGGCUGCGGCGGCGCAGGCACUGGUUUCCUCAUCCACCGGCACCUCCUCCUCACAACGCAUGCCCAUCUACCUUCUGCAGCGGUAGCCGAGGCUGCUGAGAUCCAACUCUGCCAUGGUUGCCUUGCUGGCUGCCUCGUCCCUCAGAGAUUUUUCAUAACAAGUUCCAUUCUCGAUCUAACUAUAGUGGGACUUGAUAUACUGGAUGAUGAUUCGACCUCGCAGGUGCAAAAACCUAAUCCCUUGAAGACCUGCUUCCACCCAAAUAUGGAUUUGGGCAAUUUAGUUUAUCUGUUAGGGCACACGGUGAAAAAGGAGCUCAAGAUAGGUGAAGCAAAAAUAGUUGUAGCUACAGAUAACCUCAUAAAGUUGUCAUUAGAUGGUGUGCCGUGGUACCCUGGAUCUGCUGGUUUUGAUGUUCAAGGUAAUUUAGCUUUCAUGAUAUGUGAUCCUAUGAAACUUGCAUCGUCUCCUGCUGGAAGAUCACCUACAUCUUCUUCGACAGCUAUGUCAUCGAAGAAGGAUACUUCCACCCAAUUUGGGAUUCCCAUUUCAGUCAUAUGUGAUUGGUUAUAUCAACAUUGGGAGGGGAGCUUGGAUGAGGUUAGCAAGCCCAAAUUGUCUACAAUUCAAUUGUCAUCUAUGGGACUGAAGACAUGGCCUGUCUUCCAAAUGUCUGAGGAGGUGAACGAUGAUAUCUCAUCAUCCCCACCUGUAGAUCGAAAAUCUAGACAUCAACUUAGACCAAGCUGCUCAUCAAACUCCAAUGCUAUAUUUUGCCCCGGCAAAGAGCCAGGUGUUGAUUUAGAUUGCAUCCGUGACCAGGGGAUUCUGACUCCAGAGAUUUUUGAAUCACCAAGACUAAUUUAUGGACCAAUUCAAAAGAAGGAACCAGCUCCGUUGCAGCUCUUGGACAUCAACUUCCCUCCGAAGGUCACAAAGUCCAUCCUUUUGCCUCUUCCUCUUAAAAAGUUAACUGAUGAAAACACUGUAAAAGGGCCUAUUGAUGAUCUUUCGCCGUGCAAUACAUCGCAAGCAAAUGCUAAACCAGAAUAUAAGCUCCCACCAGUUGGUACUUGGCAAGAUCACUGCAGUGAGGUGCACUCCUCUUCAUCACCGGAAUUACUGAAUGAGUGGGAUCAGUGUAGUAGCGAGAAGCAAACCAUGUACUCAGCUGAGACAAUGGAGAGCAGAAACAUCCCAAGUACUAAAGGAACUAAGCUACGACAAGUGGGCAGGAGCAGGAGCUGUGUCAACUAUAGCAGAUGGUCAUCAAUGUCAUUAGCAUCCAAAGCAGCCUUGCAGAAGCAGCAAACCUUGCAACCUGCAAGGAAGAAGCAUUCGCAAACAUCAGUGCCGGUGCAGAGGAACCACGAUUAUUACGGCCCAACCGUGUCAAGCAUAAAGAAGCAGAACAAUUCGGGGAACCAGAGGAAGCUGCAUCAAACUGCUGGUCAUAUGUCUCAAAAAUGGAAUUUUUGAACAUUUGUUUGUUGUUGAAGAGAAAUGAGAAUAGCCACUUGCCGCCCGUUUGGUGAAGCAAGAACAUAGGUGUGUUUUAUUUGUGCCAAUAUAGUGCAUAAAUUGUGUUCCAAAUCUGUAUAAGCAUAGUAUUGUGUUAGAUAAAACAACAGGUCCAAACUAGAAUGUAACGCUUUGUAUUACAAAAAAAGUGGUAUUUGGUAAG